Molecule: messenger RNA, 2805 nt
Organism: Echinococcus granulosus
Lineage: Eukaryota; Metazoa; Platyhelminthes; Cestoda; Cyclophyllidea; Taeniidae
Product: Coiled-coil domain-containing protein
Exons: 8
Coding region: 1-2805 (934 amino acids)
Cellular component (GO): cytoskeleton
Source: RefSeq, a predicted model, not a curated record
AUGACAGCUUGCCACCACGACAAAAAUCUACUUAAAGGUGUAGUAAAGCCUGCAAUAGACGAAUCGUCCUUCAAUCAGCUAUGUGAAGAGUAUAACUCUCGUGGAAAGCUAUUAGGUGAUUUGAAGGGAAAUAAGUUACUCAGGAAGUUCUGCGAAGAAUACGAAAAAAUUAUGGCAGCUCUCCAAAAGUCUCAUGAAAAUGAGAAAAAGCUAAUGAGAAAGUGUCGGGAGUUGAAGGCCGACAUUUUGUCUAAUUCCGUGCGCUUGGAUCACGUGGAAAAGAUAUCCAGUGAAAAUCCUGCCAAUCUUUCUGCGCUUAAGAAGGAGUUAGAAAGCGCUUGGACACUUGUUGAAGGCGCCACUGGCAAGGAAAAUCAAGCUCGGGAACGCAUUAAACGCCUGAAAGAAGAAAUAGCUACCCUCAGUAAUAUUAUUGAGAAGGGGGGGUCAGGAGAGGUUGGAGCUGAUGCAAUAGCAGAGCUCUCCAAAAAUUUAGAGAAGUUAACUAAGGAGAAAUCUGAGCAGGCUGUUGAAAAUGCAAAACUGCGAGAGCAAAUUGAUUCAACCAAAGAACAAAUUAACGGGCUGCAGGAGGAAAUCUUCACCGCUCAACAAAAAAUUGCAGAGCUGGGUCGGGACAUUCAAGAGAAAGCCAGUGAAGCUCAGAGAGAGCUGAGAAAGAAGGAGAAGAUGGAGCGAGAAAUGAACGAUGUGGGCGAGGAGGUCGAGCUGAAACACGCGCAGAUUCGGUCCAUCAGCGAAGUUAUUGAAAAACUACAAGAGGAGCUCAAGGUUAGGCAGGAGGAGAACCGGACUCUGAGGAUCUCCUACGAGCAGAUGAAUAGGAAGCUUCAACUGGCUGAAGCGAAACUCGCCGAUGCACAGUCAAAAUUGGACGCCCAAGUGGCUCUCACCGAGAGCAUUCGAGCGGAAAAUGCGAGCCGGUCGGUAGAGGUUAAGCAAAAAGAGGAAGAAGUUGAAGCCAUUAGAGCGGAGAACGCCAAGUUGGUUAGACAGAACGAGGCAGCUAGUAGACGAAUUCGUAGCAUUGAGGAGAAGAAGCAAGAACUGGAGCGGACACGAGAUCGGCUGCGUGAAAAUAUCGCUGCAAUCGAUCGCGAUCUGGAGGCUACACGAAAGACCAUGGAUAAUGAUCGAAAAGCUUGUGAGGAGCUGACUAGAGAAAGAGAUGCUCUGUCCAAAUCUCUCUUUAAGGUUCGUGGACAGGCUGCAAAACAGACGAAUCUGUUACGACUACACGAGCAGUCAAAACAGAAUCUCGAGCGCGAGAUUACCAAUUACAACCAAGAAGCGAUAACCCAACGCAAAAUUAUCAAUGUACUGGAGAACGAACGCGAUCACUACCUUCGAGAGGCUUCAAGUUAUACUCAGAAGGUGCUCAAUCUGAUGGAAGAGGUGAAGUUCCGUGAGAUGCAAAUCUUCGACUUUAGGAAGAAAAUUGCCGAGGCCCAGACGAAGUUGAAACAGCAGGAGAAUCUUUAUGAGGCGAUAAAAAGUGAUAGAAACCUCUACUCAAAAAAUCUUAUCGAAGCGCAGGAUGAGAUAAGUGGGAUGAAGCGUAAACUCCACCUCAUGGCGCAUCGUAUAUCACAACUGAAAGAGGAGAUUGCAAACACGGACGCAAUGAUGGUACAAGAGACGGCGGAGUGCGUGAGGAUGACUCGAGAACGAGAUAAUAUGCAAAAGGAGUUGCAGAGGAUGAAGAAUAUGGCGAUAGAGAAUAGAUCCAUAAUGGAGAGCCAGGAGGCGGAAGAACGGAAGCUUCUCAAGGUCAUUGCACAGGCGGAGUUCGAACGAACGAAGCACAGAAAAGAGUUGGAUCAGGUGAUCAGCGAGAAAGACAUUUUGGGCAUCCAAUUAGUACGACGUAAUGAUGAUUUGGCGAAUCUCUACGAGAAGAUCCGUAUCCAGAAGUCGGUGCUGGAUAAGGGGGAAGCGCAGUUCAACAAGGUUCUGGGGGAUCUGCGAAGAGUCCGCGAAGAGAUCUGCGCGACCCGUAGAGAAAAGGCCAUGCUGCAAGCGAACGCAACAAAGAUGGACGAGCUCAAGCGCGAAGUGAUCAAGGCUAGAAAGGAGCUGAGUAGGGAGCAGGUUCGGUGCAAAGCUCUGGAGGAUGAACUCAAAAAACCCAUCAACGUACAUCGAUGGCGAAAGCUGGAGGGUAGCGACCCUUCCUCCUUUGAGAUGAUCAAGAAGAUUCACUCAUUACAGAAGCGUUUGAUAGGAAAGACGGAGGAAGUCCUGGAGAAGGAGAUUCAAAUUCAAAAGAAAGAACGCCUCUACGUGGAACUGAAGCAGGUCCUUGCCCGCCAACCCGGUCCCGAGAUAGCCGAGCAGCUUGCCAUUUACGAAAAUAGUUUACGGGAGAAAUUAGCUGCUAUGAAGAUAAUGACAGCACAAAUGGAGAAGCACGAUGCCAGCAUAAAGGACUACAAACUCCAAAUGGAAAAGCUUGACAACGAAUUGCUAGAUACUAAGAAAGCGUACUUUGAGAAGCGACGCCUUAAGGAGGGAAGCAGAGCAAGGACUAAAUUCGAGACUCCGGAGGUAAUUGUGGAGAAGGCAUCAGAAAUAAGUGCUCAGUCGGAGUCAGAAGAAGAGGAACAGGAGAAAUUGGACGACAAAAACCUAGAAAGGGGUCAAGAUAAUCUGGGAGAGGCUAAUCUAAAAGGAGGGGGCCAAGACCAAAGUAGUCCGGGAGAAGAGGAGAGUGAUAAUCAGGAAAAGGAGCAGGAUGAAUUGGAAGAAAAAGAGAAGGAGGGCUUCAAGGAGGAAUAUUCCUAA